AUGUUUGGAGCUACACAGACUGCUGCGCCCAGCGGCGGCGGCCUCUUCCCCAGUGCAGGAUCCGCAACAACACAAGCCCCAACUUCUAGUCUCUUCGGUGGCGCAACCGCUGGCGCUGGCACCAGCACCACUCAAGGCACAACGGGCGGUCUUUUCGGCGGCGGCGCAUCCACAGCUCAAACCCAACCCAAGCCGGCGUUUAGUCUCGGUGGCCUUGGUGGAUCAACGACUGGCUCCGCGGCAACCGGUACAGGCAUGUUUGGCGGUCAGAACACCCAGCAGCAGCAACAGCAGCCCGCGAAGCCCACCCUCUCUCUAUUCGGUCAAACCAACACGCAAGGACAAUCACAACCGCUCCAGCAGAGCACCGCCACCAACACCGUCAUCCCCGGCGUCAAAGUCGAUGUCAGCAACCUUCUACCAACCACCAAGUACGAGAGCUGUGCCGACGAAAUUCGCAGUCAGAUCGAGGCUAUCGACAAACACAUUUUGAACCAAAUGAAAAUGUGCCAUGAGGUCGGCGAUCUACUCCCCACCAUCGAAAAACAGGGCGCCUCAAUCCCCAAUGAUGUGGACUACGUACAAGGAAAAUUGGAGACGAUGCAACAUGCGUUGGAGAACGACGCGAGUGACAUCGACGGGCUCCGUAGCCUUGUUACACGGGACGCGGCCGAGGCUGAGGUGGCCUUCCGCGCCAUUGACACUUUGAAACUACCCCUGCAAUACCAAUCCAAUGGCGGUGGUUGGUGGUCUGUGCAGGACCAAAACAUCCCUGAACGGUCCAUGCGCUCUAGCCGCAAGAACACACUCGCCCUUCCCGAUGGGGUCGAGGGUGAUGCAUCCGCUACGUCUGUCAAUGGCGUCCCCGUCAACCUGAUCGACUACUUCUCACACCGCUCUAAGGAGAUGAAAGGUGUCCUCGGUAAAUACACCGGAAAUCUCAAGGAGAUUGAAGACCACUUGCACGGAGUGGAGGCGACUCUGAAUCGCCAGAUCAGCGACUUUGUCAGCUCCAAGUCCCGUGAUGGCGCCGGUGCAGCCCCUAAGUCAACUGUGAAUGAACUUGCAGCGGUCCUUGGAGAUGUCGAAGCGGGUAUCAUGGGUGUUGCUACCCGAUUGAGCACUGUUUCCGAACAGGUGCAGGAUCUCUCGGGGCAGCAGUCAGGAGACGCACGGUUUCACCUUGGAUAG
Messenger RNA from Penicillium olsonii, 1191 nucleotides. The record is from the annotation of a GenBank genome assembly. Lineage: Eukaryota; Fungi; Ascomycota; Eurotiomycetes; Eurotiales; Aspergillaceae.